Molecule: messenger RNA, 1553 nt
Organism: Lutzomyia longipalpis
Lineage: Eukaryota; Metazoa; Arthropoda; Insecta; Diptera; Psychodidae
Gene: ldbr
Product: lariat debranching enzyme
Exons: 2
Coding region: 25-1461 (478 amino acids)
Biological process (GO): mRNA splicing, via spliceosome
Cellular component (GO): nucleus
Molecular function (GO): RNA lariat debranching enzyme activity
Source: RefSeq, a predicted model, not a curated record
UUUCGCAGGUGUUUGUAUUUUGCAAUGAGAAUAGCCGUGGAAGGAUGUGCUCAUGGAGAGCUUGAGAAGAUCUACGACACAGUGGGGCUCAUUGAGAAGGAGCAAGGUAUCAAAGUAGACCUUCUCAUUUGCUGUGGAGACUUCCAAUCCACGCGAAAUCUUGAGGAUCUCAACUGUAUGGCAGUGCCGCCAAAAUAUCGUGACAUUUGUACAUUUUACAAGUACUACAGUGGAGAGAAAAAGGCUCCCAUUUUGACAAUCUUCAUUGGAGGCAAUCACGAGGCAUCUAAUUACCUCCAGGAACUUCCCUAUGGAGGUUGGGUAGCACCAAGAAUCUACUAUUUGGGCUAUGCUGGGGUUGUGUCUGUCGGUGGAAUCAGGAUUGCGGGACUUUCGGGGAUUUUCAAGGCUCACGACUACCAUAAGGGGCACUUUGAGAUGGCCCCAUACACGGAAAGUACCGUCCGGAGUGUCUACCACAUUAGAAAUCUUGAGGUUUUUCGACUGAAGCAGCUUUCAGGACAGCUAGACAUCUGUAUUUCACACGACUGGCCACGUGGGAUCUACCACCAUGGCAAUGCUGAGCAAUUAAUGCGCUUCAAGCCCUUCUUCCGUGAGGAGAUUGAGAAGAAUACAUUGGGCAAUGAAACUUGUGAAGAUCUCCUUAACAUUUUGAAGCCAAGUUAUUGGUUUUCUGCCCAUCUCCACUGUAAAUUUGCCGCAGCUGUGAAACAUUCCAGUGAAGGUGGAGAAGAAAAAGUCACAAAAUUCCUGGCACUGGAUAAAUGCCUUCCAAACAGGAGAUUUUUGCAAAUCCUCGAAGUAGGGGAAGAUAUUUCAUCGCAGGAAGAUCUCAAGCUCAUAUACGACCUCGAAUGGUUGGCAAUACUCAUGCUGACCAAUCAUUUGCUUAGCGUGAAGCACGUAGCAAACUACAUGCCAGGUCCAGGUGGAACAGAACGCCACAAUUAUACCCCAACAGAUGAGGAAAAAGCCACAGUGGAGGAGAGAUUAGGGAGGAAUCUUGAAAUCCCUGAGAAUUUUGUUCCAACUGUGGCAGCAUUCAAUCCAGAUACAGAUCAGAAGACACACAGUCAACCUGCGGCACAGAUAAAUCCUCAAACAACACUCUUUUGCGAUACUCUCGGGAUUGAUGAUCCUCUACGCUUACUCAUGAUCCUCCGGAAGCAACCACUGAAUCUUGGAACUGCCGUAGAGAUGCCAUCAUGGAAUGAUGAGACUAUCAAUACGGAAGAUGACGAGGAAGAAGCAACAGUGGUACCUUCGGGAGAGGCUGAUGAAGAAAAUCCCGAAGGAGAUGAAACAUUUGUUAGCUUCAGUACAGCAGAUUCAGCGGAAAACCUUCUGGAAACUUCUACGGAACAUUUGAGUGUAACACCACCUGUAAAGAGAUUCCGUGGUCGCAAUCAAGCACUCUACUCCACUCCGGAAGAGUCCUAGUGGAUGGAUACGCAUACUUUGUGCAAUCCUGGCCAUAAAAAUGUACAAAAAAAACCCAGUGGAAAAGUAAAAAAUACCAUAAUUUUUCAAAA